This is a messenger RNA of Drosophila grimshawi, 6044 nucleotides long. RefSeq names its product UHRF1-binding protein 1. Lineage: Eukaryota; Metazoa; Arthropoda; Insecta; Diptera; Drosophilidae. Bases 304 to 4848 code for a protein of 1514 amino acids. The record is from RefSeq and is a predicted model, not a curated record. The transcript is spliced from 18 exons.
AGAAUUGCUGAUUAUAAAAAGGGAAGAAACUCAAUCAAUUAUGCGCGCUUAGUCUAAACAUACCGAUGCGAAAGUGAUUGUGCUUGCAUUGCGCCUGUAAAAAGGGCUUGCAUUCUUCCAAUAAGAAUUCCUAUACGCAAAGUAGAAAAGUUCAAGUGCUCCUUAUAACGAAAUUAUGUGCUCAGAGUGCAUAUAAAAUAAAUAGCUGUGAGAAUAUUUCAAAGCGUCAUCACUGCUGUUGCUGUUGGCUCUGUGCAUUAAUUUCGUGCCGCACCCGCCGCUCCCCUCCUGCUGAAGUACAAAAUGGUUUCGCUGAUAAAAAAACAAUUGCUGAAGCAUUUGUCUAUCUACACAAAGAACCUGUCCUCGGAUAAAAUCAAUUUGAGCACAUUUCGUGGCGAGGGUGAGCUCUCCAAUCUGGAGCUGGAUGAGCGUGUGCUAACCGAGUUGCUGGAGCUGCCCAGUUGGCUGCGUUUGACGUCGGCCUGGUGCAAUCACGUCUCCUUUCGCAUUGGCUGGGCCACGAAAACUGUGCCCAUAACGCUGACGCUCGACGAGGUGCGUAUUACCAUCGAGACCUGUGAUCCCACAGCGCGUGAUGCUGGCGGCGGUGGUAAUGCGACCGCUGCAUCGCUGCCACAAGUGCCUCAGGGUAAAUACAGCUUCAUACACAAGAUCGUCGAUGGCAUCACUAUUGUGGUGAACACGGUGAAUGUGAAUUUUGUGAGUGCCGCCUUUACCGCCUCCGUGCAAAUGUCGCGCAUUCGGGUGGAGUCCAAGACGCCCAAGUGGGAAAAUGGUGAUUUGCGCUUUACACGCCUCAAGGACGCCCAGAAAGGCAUUAUCUUAAUCUUCAAGGAGCUCUCAUGGCAAACGGUUCGCAUUGAGGCCAGUUCCACUCAGGACAAAUCAUUGACUCCGCUACGAUUGCUAACGAAUCAUGCACGCUGUCGAAUCACGAUACGCAAGCGUCUAUCGGAUUGCGCAGUGUUGGCCUCAUGUCUAUUGCUCAUACUGGAUGAUCUGCUCUGGGUGCUGACCGAUUCGCAACUGAAGGCGGCGCUGCAUUUCGUUGAUUCACUAUCGGGUCUGAUUAAGGUGGCCACACAUGCCACUCAAAAGACAAAGGCGGCACGUAAACUACAGACGCUGCCCGAGUACCAGGCACAGGUUGCCCAGCAACAGAAUCGGCUCUCGGCAUCGGCGCAUAUGACGCCGGCGCAAAGGCUGUUCAAUGCAUUUGAUGUGCGUGAGACUUCGUAUCAUUUCUUUAGUCAGCGCAUUGAUUUGCACUUGUGCGACGAUGAGGGUGAUGGUCGCUCCGGUUAUCCGGAGCUGGACAAGGGCGGUGCCCUACAGGUGUCUGUGACCGCAUUUCAAAUCGAUUAUUAUCCGUAUCAUUUGGCUAAGUCGGAUCGCACGCAUUGGGCCAAGUACAAAGAGGCGUCGGUGGCGCCAGCAUUAUGGCUAAAGGAAUCGCUCAAUGCGUUUCGGGAGGCGGUGCUCAAUCUCAGCCAACCGAAUCGACCGGCGACGCAUGCCCCACUCGAGCGCAGUGCGCCCGCCUCGCCCAUAAUGCUGAGUGCAUCGUCGCUGUUGGGCUCACAACAUGGCAGCGUUGGCAUCGGCUCCAAUGGCAGCAGUACACCCACUGCAGCAGCAGCAGCAGCGGCUGCCGGUGGCUCCGGUUCCGGUUCGGGAUCGGGCAAUGCAUCGGCCAGCAGCCAGCAUACGCAGGCAACGCAACAACGCAGCACACUGGAGAAUCUGGCCAAGCUAAUGAGCUCUUGCUUCAUACUGAGAAUCGAGGAUUUCACAUUGUAUCGCGUGACCACGUCGGGCAAAAAGCAAAUGCCCAAGGAGUUUGUCUCAGCACAACAUAAGAGGAAAGGCAAAUCUUCAGGUGACAAGGAUCGCUAUUCGUUUCCCGCCGAUAUGCCCAUUGUGCACGCCGAGUACACCUACUUCUACUAUCCUGGUGAUUUUGUUUUUCCACUGCCACCUUCAAAGCUGUUUGUGCACAUUAAUCCACUACAAUUGCAUUUUGAUCUCAGCUCGAUAUUGUGGUUGAACUCGUUUGGCCUCAAUCUACACGAGAGUUUGUUACGCACCAGCGUCGGCUCCCAGGCCACGUUGCAGCAGCAGCCGCAGAGUACACGCGGCUCCAUUGCCUCCAAUGCCUCGUAUGGCUCCAAUGGUACACAGAUGGCCGCUGCAUUGAGCGUCGAACAGGAGCCAAAUCUGACGUACAUGGAUGUCAAGGUGGAGGCCAUUAUGCCGCGCGUGGUCAUGGAAGCGGCGCUGGAUGCGCCCAACCAAAAGGAUCGCCCCAAAACGAUGCAAAUCCAAAUCUCACGUUUCGCCCUGACCAACAUACGUGAAAUGGGCAGCUCACGUGCGGAUUUGGCUCAGGCGCUGCAUUCACUGCAGGAGGGCUCGCUGGUUUUCGGCAGCGGCUUCCCCUCGGUCGAGGGUGACAUGUGCAUUGUCACCGAUCGCAUUCUGUCGCAUGUGGCCGCCUCCGAUGUCAGCAUGCUGUCGGCACCCAUGUCACCGAUGCAAACGCAGCUGCCACGUUCCGCUUCCACACAGUACCUGUCACGAUAUGCCAUGUGGUCGGAGCCGCGCGAUGUCUGGUGCAUAAAACUGGAUCCCGUUUGGGUGGAUUUUCUGGGCGCACGUUCGUUAGGUCCCAAUAAAUCUAUACCGUUUGUGGAUGCGGUGCCCAUUACGCUCUGGCUGCAUUCUGGCGGUGCAGCGCAGGCGCAGGCACAGGCACAGCUGGAGCUGGGCAAACGUCAGAGCACGGUAAGUUCGCAAAUGGAGAGCAUGGGAUUGACGCCAUUGCCGACGCUGCCACCAUUGCCACGCAAUCCGUUCCUUAGCGAUGAGGAUGUGCGCGUUUUGCAGCCCCCGGCCAAGGAUGAUGCCACGCCCAUCGAACGAUCGGCCGAUAUGCAUGCUAUAGCGCAUAUAUCGAAUUUGGUUAGCCUGCAAAUCGAUCAUUAUCAAUUGUUAUUCCUGCUGCGCCUUGCCGAGGAGUUCAAUGAAAUGUCCACAUUUCUCAAUUUGGAUGCGGAGCGCAUUCUGCAAAAGCAAAAUCAGCAAAAGUCCAUAAUAUUUGGGUGUGUUGUGCCGCAGAUCGAGGUGACGCUUGUGAUGCCAUCGCCAACACCUGGUAAGGAAUCGAGUGGUGGUGAUGCUGAAAGUGUCUUACCCGAUUCAGCUAGUUUGGGUGAUGAUUUACACAUGAAUAGCGGCAAUAUCAUAUGGCCCACACCACCGCCGCUGGAUCAGCUGAAGAGUAAUACAUUUGGCAGCAUGGAGACGCCAUCGCCGGUUACAAACGAUCCCCCCUUUGAUAGUGGCAUACAUAUAUCCAAUCCAAAUACACAUGGUUACAAUGUGCAAAUUCAGAGCACACCAACGUUAGCUUCCUCAACGCCAAGUCAGGGCUCACGACCUGACACUGGCAUCUCCAUGCAAUCGCAAUCGCAAUCGCAAACUCAAUCAAUAUCAUCUGCUUCAAAGAGCCUUAAAGGCACCGUUCGUCCGGGUUCGGGCGGAGACAAUGUGCCUAGCAUAACCAAGGAGCUAAACUCGGGUUUCCUGUCCAUGACGAAGGGUUUCUCCAGUUUUAUGACUUCGGCUAUUAAGUCAGGCACACCCAAUGAUGAUGUCAGUGAUACCUUCUCCGUGCAGAGCGACAUUAGCUCCGAUUCGGAGAAGUAUGCCAUGACGAUGGCCGACGAUAAGACCAUGGACUGCAUGGAUGUAAUGUUCCGGCUUAAUCCAUUCACGACUGACAACAAUUUAAAGACCUCACCAAUUGAGGUGGCCAGCGAGGUGUACGAGGAACCCAGCAGCUAUAAGACAAACAUGUCAUCGCCUUCGGAGCCCUCAGAGGCGAGCACCUGGCGGCGACGUGAUCUGGUUUCUAUGGCCACUUUCAGAUUGACGACCGUGGAGAUUAUACGCCAGCAGGAGGGACCAAAAUCUUCGGUGCGCUUGCAGGUGGCUGCCGUUUCUUGUGAUGAGUGUGGCGCCAUACCCUGGGACGAGUUGCAGAUUGCGCAUCAAGCGAACAAGACAAAGUUUGGGGCGCGCUGCAAGGCCUGGAAUUUGGCGCCGUACAAUCCGGAAGCACCGCCCUGCAUAAGACUGCGCCUCGAGGAGACUCUGAAUAUGCCGAAGGAAAUUGAGGGCAUCAUCGAUCGCAAGCGCAUACAAAGCUGGUUUACCCAUAAUGCCGAGAUACGCGUUAAGGACAUCAAUUUGGAUUUAUCGAUGAGUACAGUGAUUGGUCUCGGUGAUCUAGCUGAGGAUGAGAUCAUCUCGCCUCCGCUUCCCGUCACGAUCAAUCUGGAAAAUGUGCGCAUUAAUCUGCUGGAAGACCGUCCGCCCGUCAAUAUUACCUCACCGGGCCCAGUGCCCAUAAAUCUUUGUAUUGGCCGCAUGCAUUUGGAGCGCGACAAGAGCGGUCAGCUCAACAUACAGCCAAUUGAUUCAAAUUUAAGUGCCGAUCAGCAUCAGGCUUUGAGUGGCGCUUUGUUUGGUGCACCGCGCGAACGCGAUCGUGAGCUGCUCUCUAUGCAGCUGGUCAUGCAGCAAAUGAAGCUGGACAAUGAGCAGCUGCGUCGGCAGGUUGUCGACUGCAAAUCCAACACAGACCAAUACAGGCAAAAGACUAAACAGGAAACGGAUGUGCUGCGCUCGUAUUUGAAGGCAGCACAGGAUGACAUUAGCAUAUUGCUAGAGGAGAAGAAGGCGUUGUUGGAUACCAUUCGAUCCAUGCAGAUUCAAAUGACAUCAUCGAAUAUGAGCCGAAAGAAUGAUGGCAACAGAUAGCACAACUGCAUGGACUGCAUCCAAUGCUGCGGCGAGAACAAUAAUGCCUAGGCCUGGUAUGCACUAAAGUCAAUGCCGAUACCAUUAAAGACGUCCUUGAUUUUUAUUGUUAUGCCGCUUUUAUCAUCAAUCAUUGCGUUGAGUUUAGCAGAAGACUGAGCCGUACUGAGCACGGACACCAAUCACGUUGCCGUUCAUCAUCAAAAACAUACUUACGUACAUAGUUAUUCUAUGUAUAUUUUUAUUGGUUUUAUUAUUGUUAAGCUAGCUAACAACUAUUGCUACUGUUCCAAAGAAUGUUUUCCCUUUACAAAAUGUGUUAUUACACUGUUUAUAUUGUUUUGUGUUAUUGCUUGAACUUUUAAAGCAGCAACAUAUAUAUAUAUAGUACAUUGUUAAUUAUUUUAAAACGAUCAAAUUAAAUGAGCAUAUUUAUACUUGUACAUAUGCAUAACUAUGUAAUUCGUCAUUGAUAUUACACCAAACUAAAACAUUGUAUAUUCAAUAGAUAUUAAUAACAUAUUGUUGUGAUUCAUGAUCAUAUCAAAAUACUAAAUUUUAGUAGUUAUAUUUAUUACGUACUAUUCUUAUGUAUGUGUGUAUGCAUUGAUGUUGUAAUCUAUGUGCUUAUUAGCAAAACCAUUGGCCAAAUCUAUAAAAACAAACUAGUAUUGCUGACUACUACAUAAUUAGUAGUGACACUCCAAGUUAUUAAAAUUUUGUAUUAAAAUUCAUUGCAUUCCAAUUCAAUCAAACCACGAUUUCUCAAAAUUACUAUGUACCCACACACCCAUACACAUAAGCAUAUGCAGUACUAAUUGGAAAUGUUUUAUUCUCAACUAAAUCAAAAGUACCAUAGUAAAAAAAAAAUCAAAACAACUCAAGUUAUGAACGCGUAUACAAAUAUUUAAAUAAUAGUUUUCAUAUUUCCAAUUAAAAUCAAAUCUAUAUACACAAAACAUAUAAUAUACAUAUGUACAUAUAUUUACGUAUGUAUGUAUGAAAAUUUGCGUUCUCUGCUUACGAAUGUAAAAAUGAAUAAUAUUUGUAACAAUAUUAUGUAUUUGAAUUAUACUAGUGAAACAUAAAAAAAUAUUGAUUGUUAUACAUGCAAUAUACGAACGUUUUCAUCUGUAGUUAGGAAAAACAAGAUUUAGAAAUUAAAGUCGCAUUAAAUAUUGACAAUUACUAAAGUA